CAUGGCACCUAAAAUACAAUAAUACAGAAAUUUAAGGGGUAAUUUUGGGUUCGCUCCCCAAGGAGAAAAUUAAAAUUUAGAACUCGUUAUGCUAUUGUAUAUGAUCUGUUGAAGGAGGUGGUACGCACACGCUUACCUGGAGAAAAUGGCUGAUAAUGAUUCUAUAUCCCAAUACCUCGCAUCUGCAGUCGAUGCUGCUCAGAAAGCUGGUGAUGUUAUUCGAAAAGGUUUCUAUGAGACUAAGCAUGUUCAGCUCAAGGGACAGGUUGAUUUGGUCACUGAAACUGAUAAAGCAUGUGAAGACCUCAUAUUUAAUCACCUCAAGCAACUUUACCCUGCUCAUAAGUUCAUUGGUGAAGAAACCUCAGCUGCUUUUGGCACUACAGAACUUACAGAUGAACCCACAUGGAUAGUUGAUCCUGUGGAUGGAACUACAAAUUUUGUUCAUGGGUACCCCUUUGUUUGUGUAUCCAUUGGUCUUACAAUUGGAAAAAUUCCUACAAUUGGUGUUGUUUACAACCCAAUAAUGAAUGAGCUUUUCACUGGAAUUCGCGGAAAGGGUGCUUUUCUGAAUGGAGACCCUAUAAAAGUAUCAUCACAAAGUGAACUAAUCAACUCUCUUCUUGCAUUUGAGUCUGGAGCAAAGUGCGAUAAGUUAACCGUAGAUACCUUUACAAACAGGGUUAAUAGCUUGCUUUCCAAGGUGAGAUCCAUUCGAGUGCCUGGCUCUUGUGCAUUGAACCUUUGUGGAAUUGCAUGUGGAAGGCUGGAUGUACACGUUCAAUUUGACUUUGGAGGUCCUUGGGAUGUUACAGGUGGUGCUGUCAUUGUUACAGAAGCUGGAGGCGUUGUAUUUGAUCCGUCUGGUGCAGAUUUUGACAUCACAGCUCAGCGAGUAGCAGCUUCCAACCCUUUCUUGAAGGAUGCCCUUGUUGAUGCUCUGCGCCAAACUGAGUGAGAAACAAUCAUUGGGAGACAAUGCAAUCGCCCUGUAUUAGUGUUAGUUUAUUUCUCUUUUGUCAAAAUGGUUUGAAGUGGGAUGAAUGUAUUUAAUUACCUUGUGAUCUUACUCACCAAACUUUUAGUAUAUUGUAUUUUUAUUUUCCAGAACCUAACAUGCUUAAUGAUGCAACUCGCUUCCUAAUAAUUUCAUUCAUAUAGCUGGUGAGUGGUUGACAAGAAACUUUCAUCUUGACUAGGCUUUGUUUCUUUUCA
Messenger RNA from Lotus japonicus, 1215 nucleotides. Its product is annotated as inositol-phosphate phosphatase-like. Gene Ontology annotation, molecular function: inositol monophosphate 1-phosphatase activity. The record is from RefSeq and is a predicted model, not a curated record. The coding region runs from base 146 to 958 and encodes 270 amino acids. Lineage: Eukaryota; Viridiplantae; Streptophyta; Magnoliopsida; Fabales; Fabaceae. The transcript has 11 exons. Gene Ontology annotation, biological process: signal transduction; phosphatidylinositol phosphate biosynthetic process; inositol metabolic process.